AUGCCUGAAGAGCUCCAGACCUGGGUUCAGGAACAUUAUCCAGGGAGUGGAGAAGAAGUAGUGACUCUGUUGGAGGAUUUAGAGAAAGAGCUUGAUGAAUCUGGAGAGCAGGUCUCAACUCAUGCACAUGGUCAGGAGAUGGUCUGGGUAGAAAUGUCAAGCAUGGAAAUAUCACAGGAAUUACCACUGAUCCCAUUCCAGCAAGUGAAAAUUCAGCUUAAGUGUGAAUCUCAGGAGUCCCAUCAUAUUCAAGAGGAUAUUUCAGAUGAUGAGACCAGAAGUGAGCAUGGGAAGUUGACUUCAAAGCUGGAGAACCUUGAAAAAAUGGAACUAAACAGGGACAUAUCUGGCAAACUUAAUAAAGGAAUACUUUCAGGUCCUGAGUGUGAAGAAACUGAUGAGCAACAGGGGGACAAAGUGGAAGACCCCUGUGAAUAUCCCACAGGGGAUAAACAGUCUAACUGUGAUGAAAAUGAAAUAAGCUUCACUCAGAGCCCAAGUGUUAUUGAAAAUAAGAGAAUGUAUUCUGAGGAAAAGCCUUAUGAGUGUGAUGAAUGUGGAAAAACCUUUAGUCAGAACUCUAGGCUUAUUGAACAUCAAAGAAUCCAUACUGGAGACAGACACUAUAAAUGUGAAGAAUGUGGAAAAGCUUUCUGAGGAAGAACUGUACUUAUUCGACAUAAAAUAAUCCAUACUGGGGAGAAACCCUAUAAAUGUAAUGAGUGUGGGAAAGCUUUUGGUCGGUGGUCAGCCCUUAAUCAACAUCAGAGACUUCAUAUAGGAGAGAAAUAUUAUCAUUGUAAUGAAUGUGGGAAAGCCUUCAGUCAGAAAGCAGGUCUUUUUCAUCACCUUAAAAUCCACACCAGAGUCAAACCACAUCAGUGUAAUCAGUGUAAUAAAAGUUUUAGUUGCCGCUCAAUCCUUAUUCAACAUCAAGGAGUUCAUACAGGGGAAAAACCCUAUGAGUGCAGUGAAUGUGGAAAAGUCUUUGUUUAUAAUUCAUCUAUUGUUUCACAUCAAGAAAUCCAUCACAAAGAGAAAUGCCAUCAAUGUAAUGAAUGUGGGAAAGCCUUCAGUCAAAGUGGCCUUAUUCAGCAUCAGAGGACACACUGGGGAAAAACCCUAUAAAUGUGAUGUGUGUGGGAAAGCAUUCAUUCAAAGAACGAGCCUUAUAGAACAUCAGCAAAUUCACACUGGAGAGAGAUCCUAUAAAUGUGAUCAGUGUGGGAAAGCUUUCACUCAAAGAUCAGUCCUUACUGAACAUCAAAGAAUUCAUACUGGAGAAAGACCUUAUAAAUGUGAUGAGUGUGGGAAUGCUUACCGUGGAAUUACUAGUCUUAUUCAACACCAGAGAAUACAUACUAGGGAGAAGCCCUACCAAUGUGAUGAGUGUGGGAAAGCCUUCCGACAGAGGUCAGACCUUAGUAAUGUGAGAAUUAAAAUGGUUGAGGUCUUAAACUGUAGUGAUUAAAAUAGUGGAAGAUAUAAAUUGUGAUAGAUAUAAGAGAGGGUGAGUAAAUUUGACCGCAGAAAAUAUGUUUCACUACAGUGUCUUGGUUUUUAAAUCAAAUAUAAGGUGGUUGCCAGGGAAAUAUUCCCAAUUAUUCAAAUACCCAAGUCAACUGGGUUUUAUAGAGAUUUUAAUUAAUACAAAUGUGGAAUUAAAGAAAAGAGAGAAAGAGAGAAAAAAGGAAAUAAGUAUGAAGGGCCUUAAGCCAACAUGGCCUAGACCUGAGUCUUAAGAGAGAGAGAUCAGUCAGUCAGUCUUUUAACACUCACCACAAGGUCUGCCUAAGCAAGGAUUCUAGUGACACCAGGCCAGCAUCAUCUCAGCUGCUUUCACCAGCUCCCUCCUCCAUUUGAAUGUUUCAGAAUCAGUCCUUCCUCAAUCUGAAUGUUUCAGAAUGAGUCCUCCUCAAUCUGAAUGUUUCAGAAUGAUCUUCCUCAAUCUGAAUGUUUCAGAAUGAUCUUCCUCAAUCUGAAUGUUUCAGAAUGAGUCUUUCAGCUCUUCUCUGAGCUCUAUAUUUUAAGGGCAAAAUCUCCUAUGUCACCUCCCCUAAGUUCUUCCAUCUACCAAUCACUGUAGAUGUUUUCCAAAAGACAGCCCAUUUUGAAUUCACAGCUGAGUAGAUUAAUCUCUUUAGUAAGUCAGAAAAAAAAUGCUGCUGUGUCAAGUAAUUUCAUUAAGAGAAAACCUCUGAGUAAGUUUUCACCUUUUAGGUCUAAGUAGUUUACAAGUUGCCCCACCUUUAUAGGCACUUAGCAUCCCAUUGUAUCAAUUCCAAAAAUAGGCAUGGCUCAAAGAACUCCUUUCCUUUAUAAGUAUGGUUUUCAAGUACUUUCAUUGUUUAGCAAGGAGUUUUCUGCCCUAAAGCAUUCUUAAGUAUGGGUGGAAUAGAGGUCCUCCCAUAGCAAGGAGUUUUCACAUUCAAGUAGAGUUCUCACUAUCUGGUAGGGAAUUAUUUCAAGUAGGGAACUGGAGGAUUCCUCAAUGUGGAGUAAAAUUUUUAACAUUCAUAAGUCUGUGAAAUUUUAAGGUUUACAGUAAACAUCAGAGAAUUCAUAUUAGAGGUGGCUCAUAUAAUGCAAUGAAUGUGGGAAGACUUUUAGUCAUUACUCAAUGUUUAUUCAACAUCAGUCUGACCAUAAUGGAGAAAAAUCUGUCUCUUUGUAAAGACUUUAAGAAAAUUUCGUGGCUCCCAAAACAAAUUGGAGGUAAACUUUCAGUUACUCUUCCUGCAGUGAUUAGUAUAAAUGCUAUGUGGAUCAAGAAGUAUGAGACAUGGUCCGUUGUGGAUCUUACAGUCUCUUUGAAGAGAUAAAGGAAACAAUAGUGCAAGACAAUUCAAAAGUUUCAUAGUUGUUUUAAUUGCAUGAGUCAGAGAAAUAAGUGCAAUGGAGAUUCAGAAGAUGGCAAGAACAAUGUGGUUGGAGUCAGGAGUGGCUUCAUAGAGGAUGUAGGACUUGAGCUGGAUUUUUUUUAAACUCUUACCUUCCAACUUAGAAUCAAUAAUGUAUAUCAGUUCCAACGCAGAAGAGCAGUAAGGGCUAGGCAAGUGGGUUAAGUGACUUGCCUGAGGUCACAAAGGUAGGAAGUGUCAGAGGCCAGGCUUGAACCCUUCCAUCUAUAGACCUGGCUCUGAAUCCACUGAGCCACCUCCCUGUACUCUUUUUUCCUCUUGAAGUCAUUAUCAUAUUUCUUAAUAAUCUAAAUGCUAUUGAUUUACCAACUUAAAAUUUUUAUAUUUUUUCCCAAUUACAUAUAAAAAUUUUUUCAACACUAAACAUUUUUUUUGAGUUCAAAAUUAUCUUCUUCACUCCCUUUCUACCUCCCGCCUUGAGAAGGCCAGCAAUUUGAAAUAAAUUACACAUGUGCAGUCAUACAAAACAUUUCUGUACUAGUCAUGUUAUGAAAGAUAACACACUGAAAAAAAAGAAAAAAAUUGAAAAAAAGUAUGCUUUGAUCUUUUGGAAACUUUUACACUGUGUGAGCCACUUCAAAAAUAAAAGGAUCUGCUUAUUUUUUCUUGCUCUAUUUGAUCCUGCUUGGUACUAGACCAAGUAAGACUAUUAUGGAUUUUGGUGAGAAAUGUUUGGUACAAAAAUAUCAAUAAGCAAUUAUUCAUUUGACAAAUAUGCAGGGAGUUCUUGACAAGUAUAUUUCUUAUGUAAGUGAACAACAGAAAAAAGCCACCCCACUGACAUCCCUAGAGAUUUGCCUCCCUUCUCUCCCUCUCAUGAAACAAUCUUCCUACUCUCCAUACUCCAUUGCUCAGCCUUGUCUGCUUUUAAGACUCUCCUACCUCAUUACAUUGGGGUGUAUGGGGUGCUCAGGGAGGAGUAAUAUCUCUGGUAUGGAGAGCUUGUUGUGCCCUCCUAGGGCAGCUCUCCAGCUUCUGACCCUCACCUGACACCCAGCUCUCACUUGUGGCUCCUAGUAGCUGCUAGCAUGCGGCAGCCGCCACACCCUGAGCAACAGCUUCGACAGGCCGGCUAAACAUUGUGAGGGUAGCCAUCGGGUCGUCGACCCCUGGUGAACUAAGGCUUUGCUCACCCAGCCUGUGAAGACUGCUUUGGCCGAACAGAUGGAAGAAACCAAUAAGAAGGUUCAACGGCUGAGAAGGCAACACAGCAAAGCACUGUGGAGUGCUUAGGACAUGUUGGAGCACAAAAGACAACACGGCCAUCCAAUGCAGCUGAGGAAGUCUCCAAGUGUAACGAUUUUUCGUGCCAUUGGACCCAGGCUUCCAACACCAAGAGAGUGGGACUGUCUCUGUGCAUCGACUUUUCCACUUAAAUCUCCUUCACGCACAAGUGUCUUUGUGUCACACAAAGACAAUUGUCAUUCUGGUUACUGAGAGACUACUACUACACCUCAUUUCACUUCUUUGUGUGAAAUCUCCAUGUCCCAUUCCUACCAACAUACAAUUAAUAAAUAUGAAAGCAUACUAAGCUUAAACCUGUUGCCUUCCCCUAUUCCUUCUUUUAGAAAUGGCAAGCCAUGGUAUUAUGUCAGUGUUCCAAUCCAAAAUACUUUUGUAAUAUUCUUAUCAGAGUUCUAAGCAGUUCCUAAGGGAAGUUACAUUGAAAUUCUGAGAGAAAUUCUGAUUUCCUUGCAGUUGAGGGUGGUGACUGGGCUAGGGCUGGAAUUAAUUGGAUUAAUCCAAUUAUGAGCAGUACCUCUUUCUCUCCAUUUCUGGCUAAAUCGAAUGGGGUUAGGAAAAUUGAUUUUCAAAGGUAAUUUACUUUUGUGUUGCUUGGGGAAUUCAAAAACCCUACAUUUUGUGCCUUUCUAAAAUCUUGAUUAAAAUCUUGACUGUGGAAUUUUGCUUCCUGUUCUUGGACACUGUAAUUUAUACAAAGGACAUGGCUUGGGUCAGAGAAAUUCUCAAAAGGAUAGAUUUAUGUCCUUUUGGAUCUCUUUAAUCAGAGAUGCUUGGAUUUAGAUAAUACUUUAUUUUUGAUAGACUUGCCAAGUAAAUAGAAUAGCAAGCUUUUCUUUCAUCAUUAAAUGAUGACUUUGGACUCAGGUUUCAGCAUCUGUUAGGAACUAGUAUGACUGGGCAGCCCUGCUUGGAAAGACUUCCUUUGUUAAUUAAAUAGAGAUGAAGGACAUUUUGAACCUCUGUAAGAGUAUUUUUUUUUCAGGGUAAAACUGCCCAUUCUUAUUUAUUCUUCAUGUAGGUUCUUAGAAUCUAUCUGACUGUUCUAAAGAAAGGCAAUCUGUUAGCCAUACUGAGAGGUAUUUGUGUGUAUCUCUGUUUGUGCUCAUGUUGGUAACUAAUAUGUCAUGCCAGGUUUGUUGAAUACAUGUACACUUGUUUUAUAUUUAGAAAUAUACCAUAUCCAUUGGGUUUAAGAUUAUUUACACAAAGAACUGAAAAAAACCUGAAAAAAUACAUCUCAGCAGCAAAAACAAUUUGUAGGAAUAAGAUUGGACACCCUGUCAUUUGAGUGAGGUACAGAUUCCUGCCAGACAGUGAAGUUCACAAUGAAUUUCUUUCAGUCUCUGAGUUAUAAGGCCAUAUUCCCUUGGGUGAGUGAUUCUGGAAGCUGGCUCUUAGAGAUGUGAUGAUUAAAAAUUCUGCUAAACUAGAUUCUGGGUAAGAAAAUAAAUUUAUUGAUCAAGGUAGCGAGUUGUCAAUAAAUUGGUCACCAAUCUCUCAGUGAUCAAAGGCAAAGACAUACAGCAUCUUGAGUCAUUAAAUACAAUUUUGGAAGUUCAUUAUUCAGUCCUCCCCCUAGACAGUCUAAGACAUCCAUAAUUGGUGAAUGUCAUGAAGAGGAGGAAUAAUUCUUAGUCCUUCCCUAAUUCCUUGGUAAUGGGGAAGUCAUGCCUUAUCAUAAGAUUCUAAUAGCCCUUGGGGAUCUAGAUGGGAAAAUUGAGUUAGGUAUGGUUAAAUUUUGACCUCCAUAGUGUAGUAGAGGCAUGGAGAGAAACUGAGAGAACUUGUAAACCAAGAUGCAAGAACCAGGGUUCCAAAUGGAAUGUUCCCAGGAGUUGGCAGUUUGAGCUGACAGGGGGAGGGGACUUGGAGUCACUCUCUCUCCCUGGAGGUUUGAAGUUGGCAGCCCCUAGAGGGGCUGACUUGGUUUUUGGGGUUCUCUGGCUUUGGACAGUUGAAGUUGACGAAGGAGAAGCUUUUGAGUUGGUGGUCUAUUUAAGGGUUGAGCUGGCCAGGAAAAACUGAGAGACUUUGAACUUUGUUUCUCUCUGGGGUUGAAGCUGAGAAAGGAGGAAAGCCAGGCUGUAGAAGAGACUUUUCUUGGUGAAGAAGAAAGAAGAUUCAAACAGUAGUCCUCCAUCCCUCUAAUUGUCUUAGAGUCACAUUUUGUGACUGGACUACUUUUUCAAACCCUCCCAAAAUUCCCCCUUGUAGUUAGGGACAUCCCCAUCCCUCUUACCUCAGUUUCCCAUCCUGUUAUCACAAUAAACCCCUUACCUGAGAAAGAAAAUUAGAGUAUUUUAUAGUCCACUCAAAAGGGGGUGGUGGUGGGAGGAAGCCAAAGGCUUUCAGGAGAGGGUGAGGGAGGAAGGAGGUUAGGAAAUAGAUUUGUCCAUUAGCCAUCAGUAGGGAUCAGUAGGCUAACCCCAGAGUAAACCCCAGAGCAGUCCCCUGUGUACCAACAUCCCUGUGUGGCAGCAUCCCGCAGCAUUUCUCAUUCCUACCUCCAUUACAAAUAAGCAGCCUUAAGUUCCUAUAGCAGCUCUAGUCACAGCUAGAGAGUAGAACAGUAGUUAUUGUAAGAAGAAAUAGUUUCCCCUCAGUUUACUUCUUUAUUUCAACAAGCAACAGUUUCCUUCAGUUUACUAUUCUAUUUUAAUAGCUCAUUUCAACAGGGGAUCUAAGAAUACUGCCCUGCUACCCUCCAAAUGCACUUAGCCAGUUCUUUUUUACCAGUGUGUGAGAUAAAAAUGAUGACAAGUGCCCCACUCAAAAAUAAGUCCCAUUCACUCAAAUAAACCAAACCUGGAAUCAGAAAGUAGGAGAAAAAAGAGGCAGUUGUUUAUUCCCCUCCUUCGUGAAAAAGAGCACUUCAAUGAUGGGCUAAGAAAUGCUGACUGACUAGGCCUCAAACAGGCAAUAUAUACAAGUUCCCAAUACAAGGUUCCUCCCCUCUCCCCUAUCAGGCCCCACUCCCCCCACUGGGUCUUGACCCACAAUCCAAAACACUCAGAAAUUUUGAGAAAAUUUUUGCCAAUAAGUAAAAGGCACGGCAAACCAAAAAGAAGCUAAUGUGGUUUAAGCAAUAUGGGUAACAUGUUUAUAUAUGAAAACGUUGCUAACUCAAUGCAGAGAAAAUUGUACUAAUUUGCUAAGAGACAGAUUCAGUGGAGAAAAGGAAGUCUGAUCUAACAACACAACUGGAAAACUUAAGGUGUGAUUUGCAAGCAGAGAAUGAAGUUAAAAGAGUGAAAUAUGGAAUCAACACAAACAGAAAGAUUUUUGUAUUAAGACAUAAGAAAUGCUCUUGAUGGUAGAAAAUUUAAAAGCAUAGCUCUGAAUAUAGAAGUUAUUAACUGAUCUGGAGCUCUCACCAAUAUCUUCAAUUUCUCCAACAUUAGGAAGAUGGAAUUAGUGAUUUUUCUCUUUGAGGACCAAAACAAGGACUAAAUGAAUCUCUAGCAAGGACAAAUUGAGAAGUGGCAAAAACCAGGCACUCUCUUCCCCCCUCACACACAACAACAAACCAAACUGUAGGAAGUGGCAACACAAGUUUAACAAUUUUUGGUUUUUUAAAGAUCUCAUUGAAAUGAAUACUCCAAAUGGAGAAAAUGCUUCUUUUAUUUGUAGGAUUGCUUACUUACAAAGAGGAAAAUGCCCCUAUCAGUAGUAAAGGGCAUACUAGACUCUCAAAAAAUUCAUAUAGAAUUCCAGAACCAAAAAGGAAAUGGAAAAAUUUAGAACAGAUUGAAAAGUAUUUGAGCAGCAAAUAAGGGAAAUUGCCUUAAGAAUGAACUUAUUAUAUCUUAUCACACUGUCUUCUCAUCCAAAAUCAACAUUGUCUCUUUAAAAAUAUACAUGUAUAUACAGAAAAACAUACCUUCUCAUCCUUCCACUACAACUCUUCCCCCCAUUCCCCAAACUGAGAACAGAAACAUAUAUAGCUGAUCAAGGCAAAUAUAGACAUUAACCAA
This is a messenger RNA of Monodelphis domestica (gray short-tailed opossum), 8140 nucleotides long. NCBI's taxonomy places the organism in Eukaryota, Metazoa, Chordata, Mammalia, Didelphimorphia, Didelphidae. The record is from RefSeq and is a predicted model, not a curated record.